Dentiscutata erythropus is the source of this 660-nucleotide messenger RNA. NCBI's taxonomy places the organism in Eukaryota, Fungi, Glomeromycota, Glomeromycetes, Diversisporales, Gigasporaceae. The record is from the annotation of a GenBank genome assembly.
CUUUAAAACACAUGGCCUCUUCAUCUUUUCAGUUUUUAUCAGACAACCGUCAAGUGCAAUACCAGGAAACUGAUAAUAUGAACUUAACAUAUUUUCAAUAUUUUGAGAACUAUCAAGAACAAUAUCAAGAUCAUCUAGGAGGAUAUCAAGUAAAUAAUCAUAUUACUUCUUUAGAGAACCAACAAAGACGGUAUCAAGAAACUGAUACUCACUCAGAGACCCAUCAAGAAGGAUAUCAGCUUCUCUUAGAGAAUCAUAAUGAACAAUAUAAUGAGUUUGCCUAUAAUGCCAAAUCUAUUUCCCUUCUCGAAGAAAAAGAGCCUAAGCACAAUGAAAAAGAGUCUCAAUGCAAUGAAAGAGAGUCCCUGCUCAGUAAAAGAGAAUUUCUGCUCAAUGAAAGAGAGUUCCAAAUCAAUAAAAGAGAGUCUCAGCUCAAUAAAAAAGAGUAUCAUCUCAAGAAAGAGGUGUCUCAACAGAAGACAGCCAAUGCUUUCCUUGUUUACCUCAGGGACAUACUUGGAGACGAUUUCUUUCUUUACCAUGACAAGUUUCUAGAGUCUUUACAAAACUCUUCGUCGUCUCUGGAAAUGAAAGAAGAAAGGAAAAGAAAAGCAGCUGCAUGUGAUAUUUGCCGUGGCUGGAAAAAAAGAUGCGUUGGAG